Molecule: messenger RNA, 4614 nt
Organism: Ctenopharyngodon idella (grass carp)
Lineage: Eukaryota; Metazoa; Chordata; Actinopteri; Cypriniformes; Xenocyprididae
Product: SH2B adapter protein 2
Exons: 9
Coding region: 218-2191 (657 amino acids)
Biological process (GO): intracellular signal transduction; antigen receptor-mediated signaling pathway
Cellular component (GO): plasma membrane
Molecular function (GO): transmembrane receptor protein tyrosine kinase adaptor activity
Source: RefSeq, a predicted model, not a curated record
UCCACUUCCCCUUUAAGAGCAGCUGCAUUGCCUGGAGAAUAGAUGCGCGCGCGUCAUGUAUCAGUCUCUAUACUGCUCACUGAUGGAUCAUAUAGCGAUGCGAUGUGCUGGACUCGUCAACAAACCCCCGUCGAUGGAUCUGGAUUAACAGUACUGGCAUCAGAUGCAGUGACGCAUUUAACGGAGUGGUUUGCCGUGGCAUUGGCAUGGCCUAGUAAUGAACGGCGACGGGGCUCCCAGCAGCCCGGAACACUCCUCCUGCACGCUGCCCGAUUGGAAGGAGUUCUGUGAGCUGCACGCACGAGCUUCCGCAGCCGAUUUUGCCUACAAAUUCCGGCGAUUCAUUAGCGAGAACCCAUGCUACGACUCGCCUGGUGCUGACGCCAACUUUUCGCAACACUUUGCGCAACACUUCUUGACCUGCUUCUCUGCCGCCCUCGACCAGGUUCAAGGUCUUGGCUCUCCGGGUGACACCUCCGCUCCUAAGUACAGCAUCGUGCCCUUUGUGGGAAUACAGAGUUGCACGUUGCCCUUCAGCCACGACCUCUACCAGCGGCGCAAAGACGUGGGGGCCUCGAGCGAAUCACUGGAUAGCAUGGACAGCGGAGGGGGUGGAGCCAGUGGACAGGAACAGCAAACGCCCACCCGCAAGAUGGCAACCGUGAGCCAGUCCAGGAGUUCGGAAGACGUGUCGCUGGGGCGUCGCAAGGCACGCUUCAAGAAGGGCUUUUCCCUGCGCAACAUGAGUCUGAGUGUGGUGGACGGGGUGAAGGAGAUCUGGCACCGCAGGGCCUCUCCAGAACCAGACCCCUCGGGGAGCUCCAGGAGGACCAACGGAGCCGAGUCCAUGGGGUCCGAACACUGGAGCCAGAAGCUACGGCUACCGCGGGCCUCUCAGGGCCACAAGGCGGAACUGUUGGAGAUCCAGAGAGAGGGUGCACUCAGAUACAUGGUGGCCGAUGACACUAACUGUAUGGGGGCGGCACAGUGGCAGAAAUGCAGGUUACUGCUGAGGAAGACGGCCGGCACUUACAUGGACACUGGAGAGAAAUUCCAGCUUGAGUUCUACGUUCCACCAAAGUCAUCUAAACCAAAAGUGAGCGUCCCUCUGUCUGCUAUUGUGGAGGUGAGGACCACCAUGCCUCUAGAGAUGCCCGACAAAGAUAACACGUUUGUGCUCAAGGUAGAAAAUGGUGCUGAGUACAUUUUGGAAACCAUCGACUCGUUGCAGAAGAACUCGUGGGUCGCAGACAUCCAGGACUGUAUAGACCCUGGGGACAGUGGCGAUGACAUCGAGCUGGCGUCGUGUGCUCUCGUCCAGCCACCCAAAGACUUCACGCUGGUGUCCUCCUGCAGCUGCGAGCUGCUGUGUGACGGUUCUCAUCGGGGCUCUGAGCGGUUGUGCUCUAUAGCUGUGGAUCAGUUGACUGCUGGCCACUGCCAGGAGCUGCCCGUCACCCAGCACCCCUCACAUGUGCCGCUAGAGCGAUUCCUGCAGUCGCCAGAGGCCCAGAACACAGACACACCAUCAGGAAGUCCAGGUGAAACACCGAGGGAUGUGGAAGGAGAUGCCAGUUUGGCGGGAUACCCAUGGUUCCAUGGGACCCUGUCGCGGGUGCGGGCGGCCCAGCUCGUUCUCGCCGGCGGUGCACGCAGUCACGGAUUGUUUGUGAUCCGCCAGAGUGAGACGCGUCCUGGAGAAUACGUCCUCACCUUCAACUUCCAGGGCAAAGCCAAGCACCUGCGGUUGUCUGUGAAUGACAGCGGUCAGUGUCACGUGCAUCACCUGUGGUUCCAGACGGUGGCCGACAUGCUGCGGCACUUCCACGCGCACCCCAUCCCACUGGAGUCCGGCGGCUCCACCGACAUCACACUGCGCUCAUACGUACAGGUCCAGCGCUCGCCCACAGAUGCGGCAGCCCCUAAUGUCCCAGCUGCCCCGCGGGACACCGCUGUCUGUCGGGCAGAACCGCCCCAGUCGACGCAUCAGCUGUCCGGUGCUCCGUCAGACGCAGCACUGUCAUCCAGCUCGUCCUCGUCGCCGAUGGCCCAGCCGGCCGCAGGAGGCCUCCACAGCCGCAGCAACAGCGCCGAGAGGUUGCUGGAACCUGCCGCCGCCACAGAAGACUACCAUGACAGCGACGGCACGCGGCGGACUAGAGCUGUGGAGAACCAGUACUCCUUCUACUGAUGCUGAGAGUCCAGUGAAACACAUGUUUUUACUGCUCCAUCAAACACUCUCUUCCGUUAUUACCACAAACACAUCAGAAUGAGUUCUGAGUCAAUGCGUGUGAUUUACCAUGUUUAGAGCUGAUAAAUACAUCUCAUGUAUGUACACUGGCCGUCAGACGUUUGGGGUCAGUAAGACUUUUUAAUGUUUUUAGAAGGUCUCUUCUGCUCACCAGUGCUGCAUUUAAUUGAUCAAAAAUACAGUAAAAAUUGUGAAAUAUUAUUACAAUGUAAAAUAGCUGUUUUCUAUGUGAAUAUAUAUUAAAUUGUGAUUUAUUCCUGUAAUCAAAGCUGAAUUUUCAGCAUCAUUACUCCAGUCUUCAGUGUCACAUGAUCCUUCAGAAAUCAUUCUAAUAUGAUGAUUUGCUGCUCAAGAAACAUUUCUGAUUAUUAUCAAUGUUGAAAACAGUUGUGUAGAAUUUUUUUUCAGGAAUAUUUGAUGAAUAGAAAGUUCAAAAGAACAGCAUUUAUUAGAAAUAUAAAGCUUUUGUAACAUUAUAAAUGUCUUUACUGUCACUUUUGAUUAAUUUAAUGUGUCCUUGCUGAAUAAAAGUAUUAAUUUCUUUAAAAGGGACCUAUAAUGCCCCUUUCACAAGAUGUAAUAUACAGUCUCUGGUGUCUCCAGAAUGUGUCUGUGAAGUUUCAGCUCAAAAUACUCCACGGAUCAUUUAUUAUAGCUUGUCAAAUUUGCCCCUAUUUGGGUGUGAAUAAAAGCACGCCAUUUUUGUGUGUCCCUUUAAAUGCAAAUGAGCUGCUGCUCCCUGCCCCCUUUCCAGAAGAGGGCAGAGCUUUAACAGCUCAUGCUUCGGUUGCUCAACAACAACAAAGCUGGAGAAUCUCACGCAGCCAAAAUGAGGAUUGUCAGUAACGGUGUUCAGCCUUACAUUGUUCAAACUGGAGUCGGACACUGAAGACUGGAGUAAUGUUGCUGAAAAUUCAGCUUUGAUCACAGGAAUAAAUUACAUUUUAACAUAUAAUCACAUAGAAAGCUGUUUUUUAAUAAUAAUAUUUCAUUGUUUUUACUCUAUUUUUGAUCAAAUAAAUGCAGCCUUGGUGAGCAGAAGAAACUUAUUUUAAAAAACAUUAUACAAUCUUAAUUAUUCCAAAUGUUUGAUUAGUAGAGUAUAUUGGAUCCUCACUUUGCACCAACACACACUGGAAAUCCUUUUGCUGUCAUCGACACGCGUCAUUGGAAAUGAAGUAGGCCGAGCAGAGAAGCGAUCGUCUGAGAGCUGAUGUCUUUGAUCGUCACACACACAUCAAACUUAGUGUUUUCAUGUUGAGUCAGUCAUUGUGUGUUCUCACAGUGUUUCAGGAGGUUUGCACAUCUGGACAGAUGCUCAUGUUCUCCUCAUGGUCUUCAUUCAGUGAUGAUAAAUGUUUCCACGUCGCACAACAGACUGGGAUGUUUGUGGUUUUCUCUGAUCUGGACGACAUACAUCUUCAUCGUCAUCAUCAUCAGGAUUCAUGUGUUCUCUGUAGGAGAAGAAGACUCGUUCCCUGUCACCUGUAGAUAUUCUGCCAGCGUCUUUCAGCUCUUGUGCUGCUGGGAUGGCCUGUUUGAAGUCUCUAGAUGAUGUUUUGGAUAAUAGAGUUGAUUAACUAAUGGUUUCAGAUGCGUUCAUAAGCCAUCAGCAGUCUGUCAGUUCAUUUUUAUUCCUGUGGCUUUUGGCAGAUCUGCAGUGCUCCCAUGUGUCUAUUAGCAAUUCAUACUUUACUAAUCAUAUUUGAAUUAUGUUUGUCUGUUUCACCAUGCAUUAUUCUAAUAUUAGUCAUUUAGGACAUUGAUAGAUUUUGGGAUGUUCUUUUCUGUUGAUUUGUACAGUAUAGUUAAGUGUAAAAUAGGAUAUUUUUUAUCACUCGUCUAUCUGUGUUUUUCAAAUCGGAGCCAAAAAAAGUCCUUUUUAUAGGGUGUGAUGACUUGCACAUCACUAUACUUUUAUGUGAAACAUUUUUUUUCCGAUGUUUUUCUGCACGAAGGGCUUCUAAACAUCAUCUGAUCUUCAUCUACUUUAGAGAAUCUUAUUUAACAAACACACACGUCAGCAGCAUCUCUGAUAAAUUAUGAAAACCCUAACUAGUAUGAACUUGGUUUACAUCUCAAAACAAAACUGUGUUUCCUAAAUAAGACUCGUGUUCGACCGCUUCACUCUUGAGACAGAUGAGGAUCAGAUCAGAUUUCAGGAGACUCUCUCACAUCUCCACAGGAAGUGAGCCGUCUGACAGCAGUCAGACUUCAUUGGCUGUUUCCUGUCCUGAUGUGACGUCCGCCGUCGUGUUGAAUUCAUUCGUGUAUGAAGCUGCUGACAUUAUUCUCGCUGUCUGAACCUACGACAUUCUUCCCAUGAUCCAUAAAAUGAAUAAAAUCAACAGACCUUCACAAUA